This is a messenger RNA of Hemicordylus capensis (graceful crag lizard), 5193 nucleotides long. RefSeq names its product zinc finger protein 883-like. Gene Ontology annotation, cellular component: nucleus. The record is from RefSeq and is a predicted model, not a curated record. The transcript is spliced from 8 exons. NCBI's taxonomy places the organism in Eukaryota, Metazoa, Chordata, Lepidosauria, Squamata, Cordylidae. Gene Ontology annotation, biological process: regulation of transcription by RNA polymerase II. Gene Ontology annotation, molecular function: DNA-binding transcription activator activity, RNA polymerase II-specific; RNA polymerase II cis-regulatory region sequence-specific DNA binding. Bases 16 to 3924 code for a protein of 1302 amino acids.
CCCACCGUGGCAGUGAUGAGGGAGGCCGGCAGGGGAAGAGGGAACCCACGCAGACCUCCCGCGGCUACUGCAAGCCCCCCGAAGGGGCUACAGGGAGAAGUCCAUGAAGAAGAAUCUGUGUGUCAAAGAAAUUGCUGCCUCAAGAGAAAACAAGAUAUUUGGUUUUUGCUGGAGGCUGCCUUGGAGCACAGAUUGAAGAUGGGGGAGAGAGAUUCUGUUGGCUCUGAAGCAGGCAAAGCCCCUAAUGCCACCCAGGCUGAGAGCAGUGGGGGAUUCUGGGAAAGGACCACACAGAAAAUCCUGAGCGGAGGCAACCUGAACUCGGAUGUACAACGCCAGCACUUCAGGCAGUUCUGCUACCAAGAGGUUGAUGGGCCCCGAGAGGUUUGCAACCAGCUGCACAACCUCUGUCAUAAGUGGCUGAUGCCAGAAAGACACACAAAAAAUCAGAUCCUGGACCUGGUGGUCCUGGAGCAGUUCCUGACCAUCCUACCCCCUGAGAUGAAGAGCUGGGUCAGAGAAUGUGGAGCGGAGACCAGUUCGCAGGCGGUGGCUCUGGCAGAAGGUUUCCUCCUGAGCCAGGCAGAGGAGAAGAAGCAGCAGGAAGAGCAGCAGAUUCCAGGACCGUUGUUGGAAGCAGCUCCUGGUUUCUCUGAGGCAGAGAGGGCUCCAUUGGAUGCCAAGCAGAGGCCACUGUUGUUAUGCCCAACGGGGGUAUUUUGGACUCAGAAGACCUUGUUUCUUUGUACUGGAGUGACUCAGCCAAUGGAUUCUCGGCCAUCUCUUCUUGCUGAUGGAGCGGAAGAGGCUUCAGUGCAACCAGAACAAGGUGCAGUGACUUUUGAGGAGGUGGCUGUGUAUUUCACGGAGGAGGAGUGGGCUCUGCUGGAUCCAGACCAAAGAGCCCUGCACAGGGCAGUCAUGGAGGAGAACUAUGAGAAUGUGUCCUUUCUGGGUGACAAUUGGGAGACUGAGGAUGAGGGAAAAACCCAUGGAGGAUUGUUAAAAGUUGCCCCAUCUAAAAAGAGAGAAAAACAGGGAAUGAUAACUGAAGCCAGACAGAUGAGGAGAAAUGGGUCUCACACUUCUGAACAUGGUAGUUUCCAUGAAAUCAAUAUCCGAGAAAAAAUGGGGAAAGACAUGGAAAGAAAUGUGUGUCUUGUGUACAGUACAAUUUUCACUUUUGCAAUAAUCCUGCAACCUCAGUUGAACAUGCACACAGAGGAGAAAACAUAUAAAUGUAUCAAAUGUGAGAGCAGCUUCAGCAACCGUGGAAAUCUUACUAUGCAUCAAAGAAUCCACACUGGAGAGAGAGCAUAUAAAUGCUUGGAGUGUGAGGAAAACUUCACUGAGAGUCGUAGUCUUACUAAACAUCAAAGAAUCCACACUGGGGAGAAACCAUAUCAGUGCUUAGAGUGUGGGAAAAACUUCACUGAGAGUCAUAGUCUUACUAGACAUCAAAGAAUCCACACUGGGGAGAAACCAUAUCAAUGCUUAGAGUGUGGAAAGUAUUUUAGUAGGAGUGAACACCUCACAGGUCAUCAAAGGAUUCACUCGGGAGAGAAACCACAUAAAUGCUUAGAGUGUGGAAAGAAUUUCAGUCAAAAGACAAGCCUCACUUCUCAUCAAAGGAUUCACUCAGGGGAGAAACCACAUAAAUGCUUGGAGUGUGGAAAGAGUUUCAGUCACAAGGCAAGCCUCACUUCUCAUCAAAGGAUUCAUUCAGGGGAGAAACCACAUAAAUGUUUGGAGUGUGGAAAGAGUUUCAGUCAAAAGGCAAGCCUCACUUCACAUCAAAGGAUUCACACUGGAGAAAGACCAUAUAACUGCUUGGAGUGUGGAAAGAGCUUCACUAAGAGUAAACACCUGAGCAGUCAUAGAAGAAUCCACACUGGGGUGAAACCAUAUCAAUGCUUGGAGUGUGGCAAGAGUUUCGGCUGUAACAGCAGUCUCAAUUCUCAUAAAAGUAUUCAUACUGGGGUGAAACCGUAUAAAUGCUUAGAAUGUGGGAAAAGCUUCAGUUUGAGUUCACGACUCACUUCACAUCAAAAGACUCAUACAGGAGAGAAACCUUAUAAAUGCUUGGAGUGUGGAAAGAGUUAUAGCAGGAGUGAAUACCUCACUUUACAUCGAAGGAUUCAUACUGGAGAGAGACCUUAUAAAUGCUUGGAGUGUGGGAAGACUUACAUUAGAAUUGAACACCUCCGUUCACAUCAAAGAACUCACACUGGAGAAAAACCUUAUAAAUGCUUGGAGUGUGGAAAGAGCUUCAGUUAUAGUACACAUCUCACUUCACAUCAUAGGAUUCACACUGGAGAAAAGCCAUAUCAAUGCUUGGUUUGUGGAAAGAGCUUCAAUACCAAAAAGUACCUCUCUGAACAUAAUAGGAUUCACACCGGGGAGAAACCAUAUGAAUGCUUGGUUUGUGGAAAGACCUUCCGUUGGAGGAACUACCUUACUUCACACCAAAGGAUACUGUUUGAGGACACAUCUUAUAAAUGCUCUGAAUGUGGGAAGUUUUUCAAUAGGAGUAGAAACCUGACUAGACACAGAAGAAUCCAUACUGGGUUGAAACUGUAUAAAUGCUUGACAUGUGGAAAGAGUUUGAGCCGCAGCACAGACCUCAUUUCACAUCAAAGGAUUCACACAGGGGAGAAACCAUAUAUGUGCUUGGAGUGUGGAAAAACAUUCAGUGACAAGAAAAAUCUCACUUCACAUCAAAAGAUUCACACAGGGUUGAAACCAUAUCAGUGCAUGGAGUGUGGAAAGACCUUCAGUCACAAGAAGAGUCUCACUUCACAUCAGUGGAUUCACACAGGAGAGAAGCCAUAUAUAUGCUUGGAGUGUGGAAAGGGCUUCAUUCAAAGUGCAAAUCUCGCUUUGCAUCAAAGAAUCCACACGGGGGAGAAACCAUAUAAAUGCUUGGAGUGUGGAAAGGGCUUCAGUCGAGUUGACUCCCUCACUUCACAUCAAAGGAUUCACACAGGAGAGAAACCAUAUACAUGCUUAGAGUGUGGAAAGAGCUUCAGUCACAGCACAAGCCUGACUUCACAUCAAAGGAUUCACACAGGAGAGAAACCAUAUCAAUGCUUGGGUUGCGGAAAGGCCUUCAAUUACAAAAAAAGUCUCACUUCACAUCAAUGGAUUCACACUGAAGAGAAGCCAUAUACAUGCUUGACAUGUGGGAAGGGCUUCAGUCAAAGUGCAAAUCUCACUUUGCAUCAAAGAAUCCACACAGGAGAGAAACCGCAUAAAUGCUUGGAGUGUGGAAAGGGCUUCAGUCGAGUUGACUCUCUUACUUCGCAUCAAAGGAUUCACACAGGGGUGAAACCAUAUAAGUGCUUGGAGUGUGGAAAAACCUUCAGUGACAAGAAAAAUCUCACUUCACAUCAAAGGAUUCACACAGGGGAGAAACCAUAUCAGUGUUUGGGAUGUGGAAAGGCCUUCAGUCACAAGCAAGGACUCACUUCACAUCAAUGGAUUCACACAGGAGAGAAGCCAUAUACAUGCUUGGAGUGUGGAAAGAGCUUCUGUCAGAGUGCAAAUCUCACCACACAUCAAAGAAUCCACACAGGAGAGAAACCAUAUCAGUGCUUGGAGUGUGGAAAGGCCUUCAAUCACAAGAAAAGUCUCAUUUCACAUCAAUGGAUUCACACAGGGGAGAAGCCAUAUACUUGCUUGGAAUGUGGAAAGGGCUUCAGUCAAAGUGCAAAUCUCACUUUACAUCAAAGAAUCCACACAGGGGAGAAACCAUAUAAAUGCUUGGAGUGUGGAAAAGGCUUCAGUCGAGUUGACUCCCUUACUUCACAUCAAAGGAUUCACACAGGGGAGAAACCAUAUACAUGCUUGGAGUGUGGAAAGAGCUUCAGUCACAGCACAAGCCUGACUUCACAUCAAAGGAUUCACAUGGUAGAAACCAUAUAGAUGCUUGUAGUGUGGAAAGAGCUGCAGUCAGCACAAGCCUGACUUCACACAAAAGGAUUCACAUAGGAGGAAAACCAUAUAAAUGUUUGGAGUGUGCAAAGAUCUUUGGUUGGAAGGACUGCUUUAUUUCCCAUCAAAGAACCCACUCUGGUGACUCAUACUAUAAACCAGUGUUUCUCAACCACCGGUCUGUGGAGUGGUUCUGGUCCAUGAGGAGUUGAGUGCUGGUCUGUGCUGUUCCAUGAGGAAUUAAUCCCCCCACAAAACAAUGUCAAGCCAGUGGUGGACACUGCUGCUGGGAGCUCUCCAGAGCUCAUUUCUAAGCAGGCAGCCCUUGCUGCUGGGAUAACGUUCAUUUCAAGGAAGCUAAAUGAGUGUUAUCCCAGCAGCGAGGGCUGCCUGCCUAGAAAUGAUCUCUGGAGCGCUCCCAGCAGUGGUGCCCCCCCCUCUGGCUUGAAAUUGUUUUGGGGGGUGCCUGGAGGUGGGGGCGAGGGGGGUUACUCCUUUACUAACUGCUGGUCCUGGAAACUGCGCACAAAGUCUGUACCAGCCCAUGACUUCAAAAACUUUGAGAAGCACUGCUAUAAAUUAGUGCAUUCAUCUGUUUAUACACCAACAGCAAAGAGUACUUAAACCUUAAAAACCUAUAUUUUAUCUUGGCAUGAAUGUAUGGAGUGCAUUAGGGAUGUGCACGGAACUGCAGCGGGACAGUUCGAAGGCGGCGGGGGUCUCCCUUGAAGAGCAGGGGGAGGGUGAACCUACCCCUCCCGCCUCUUUCCCCCCACCGGCGUCAGGUUUUUAAAAAGCACACGCCGGCACAGGCACACACACGGUCACGCAUGUUCGCCCAUGCGCGCAGGCGGCUUUCAGUCAUAUCCAGAAGAUGAGGGCGGCAGGGAGGUACACUGCCACCCCGAUGGGCUUUUUGAAAAAACUGAUGCCGGCAGGGGGGAAAGUGGUGGGAGAGGUAAGUGCACCCUCCCCCCGCUCUUAAAGGAAGACCUCCGCCGCCUUCGAACCAGUUCCGUGCACAUCUCUAGAGUACAUUUGACCAAAACAGGGCAUUGUGUAUGAACAGUAUUGCUUCCCUGUUCAGGCCAAGCUCAGUGCCUCCUGCUCUUUUAAAGUGGCCCAGAGCACUGGCAUUAUCCAUAGACACCUUACCCACACCUUUUGUGAAACUUUAGUUUGAUUAUGUUUUUAGACCUGUUUUUCUAAUACAGCAUGUGUAUUUUUUUUCUUUUUUAAAUAAAGGAUGUGAACCCCAGA